Sungouiella intermedia is the source of this 2157-nucleotide messenger RNA. The record is from the annotation of a GenBank genome assembly. Lineage: Eukaryota; Fungi; Ascomycota; Pichiomycetes; Serinales; Metschnikowiaceae.
AUGUUCGGAGAACUUCGCGAAAAGCCCGCUGCAGAGUGUCCCAUCUGCUCCAAGAAGGAGUACCCGAAACGCAGCGAUCUACUAUGUGGGAACUGUGUCCAUGACCUGAUUGAAAUCAUUCGAAAUUCAGUAGUGGAGAACGAACGAGCAAAUUCGAUCUUGAGAAAUGAUAUAAAUGUCGUUUUUGCUGCCUGUGAGAUGCUUCGCUCGCGUAGAAUGACAGAGAAUGACUUUGCUAAGCUUCGUCUGGCUUUUGGAGCAGAUCUCCCGCCGGAUGUCAUUUUCAACGAUGUUAGUAAGCCAGAUUUGCCAUUCCCACGGUUAGUAGCCGUUAAGAACUUGGCAUUCCAGCUCCAGAAGUUGGAUACGGUAAAUAUCCGGUCGAAAAUCGCCGGUGUUCAGGCCACUCACGAGUCUUUACAAGUAAAAGUGGAGUCACUAGAGGACAGAGUCAAACAGCUACGAGAGCAGAUUGCGAGGAAGCAAAAUCUCAUUGUGAACAAAAGAGAAGAGCUCUCCACAAGUUACAUGAAGAAAUCGGAUGCUGUAGAUGUGGAUAUCUUCCGAAUUCAGGGCAACGGCAUGAAGUACGUGCUCAAACAGGCAGUCAACCUGCAAGUUCGGAACUACCAGGUUUUGAAAGAAAUUGCAUUUCCUAAUUACGAGAAUUGGAAGUUAGCCAGUGGUACCCGCAAGGCUGGGAAGACCAAACUAGAACUUUUUGGUCAGCCCAUCAUCCAACUACCGACGUUUCUCUCUAAUAACAAAUUGGAGACCAUCAACAUGUUUCUCGAGAACCUAAUUUAUCUUCAAGUAUUGCUACACGACAUGCUAACCAUCAACGAUAAUGCGAUGGACCUACCUUACCUCGAUACCCUCAAACAGCUACUUCCAGACAGCAACUUCUUUGAUCUUGUGCAAAAGAAGUUCAGUUUCAUAGUCAACGAUCCAGAGACACUUACUGCUCCCGAAUCCAACGGAAGUAGUACCCCCGCUUCAGAAUUGGAUCCCCAAGAUAGACAGGUGGAAUUGGCCAAAGAUGGAAGUGAUAAGAUUGUCAUCAAGAACAAUGUAAUCCACAUUCCAAUUUCCUUUCGGACGGUAAAUCUUCAACGCAGAGUGUCCCUAAAGAGCCCCGAAAAAGAGUCCUUCUCACUUGAUACAGUGGUGACCUCUGAAAGCAAUGAGGAGACAUUGCAAUCUCCAUCUCCCAAAAGCAAAACCAAGACCACUCGAUCUCUUUUGAAAGGAAAGCAAAUUGUGAUUGUGCCACACAAAAUUCUCACCAAGCCAUUCACUCGGCUUCUGUCUAAAGAAUACUUGCGUUUUCUACUGGUGAUAGUCAAGAUUGUCUUGAACUUCCAAGUUCUCUUGAAGUACACUCUAGAUAAAGUUCCGGAAAACAGGAUUCGUCGCCAAUCUUCAGGAAAUUCGCUCACAAAUACUAUCAAUCAGCUCCGAUUCAGCGGAGGGCUCCUUUCGAGUGUUAUUCUGGUCAAUGAUACCGAGAAGGACUCUUCGGUAUGUGAUUUCGAAGCCAUUUUGGCACGUAUUGCCGACAUGGAGCCUUACUUUAAGUACUUGGAAAGUGAGCAGCUAAGAAACCUCGAGCGUGAGAGAAUUUCUCGAACCAAUAGUCUGAUAGGGCCAACACUUCUGACCAGCACCUCACGCUCUGCACUCACUCAAGAGGUAGAAGAGUAUUUUGAUCAAGAUCAUUCGGUUUACCAGCCUCGAACACCUCCCGCCACGAAAGCGAAGGUUUCGAGAAUACGAGAUUUCUACGAUAGUUUAUUUGGCAACAAGCGCUCUCGGAAGGUGGAGCCAAGUGUGCCUGAGCAUCUGGUGUUGGAUCAGAACAUCUAUGGUCUCGUUAGCGAAACGUACCUGGAAAACAGUGACAAUGGCGAAAGCAAAAGUUCAGAAAGUUUCAGCCGAAAUGAAGCUAGUGGCGACUCUACAAUUAAAAAAACGGAAUUAAACCCAAGAGCUAUCAUGACUACAGUGCACCAGCUAAUUGCACAAGGAAACGGAGGAUCCCGAGCGCAAUCAUUGACAAGCGCGGGAGACGACGCUCUUAAAUUGGCUACGCUAUCAAUGUUGGAGGAGUCACGCCAUCAAUUGGAUGAUUGGGACGUUCUCAGCAGAAUGUACUAG